AUGAAGCAGAAGAGUCUCAUGUCGUUCUUUGGCAAGCAACCGCAGGCCAAAGCGAGCGCGUCAGCGCCGAAGGAACCAAAGACGCAGACGAAAGCGAGGAAAGGGACGUCGAAGCCUGGCGCGACGGACGUGUCAUCGUCAAGUCCAUUAGUGGUGGAGGCACGAACUCCGUUGUCUAAAACAGUGUCGCAGUCGUCAGCCGUUACCAGCGCGAUGUAUACCCGUAGUUCGGACGGCGGCUUCAGCGCCCGUGACACGCCCCCGACUAGCGACCCUAUUGACGUGGAUAUGCUGUCCGGUGAUGACGAUAUAGGCAGUAUCAAGGCCGCAAAGAAAUCGGCGAAUACGAAUCGCAAGCGUAAGGCUGUAGUGGAAGACUCAGAUGACGACGAAGGAGGCAUUGAUGCAAUCGCAUACAUCAAGAGGCAAUCUGCUAAGAAGCGCUCUUUGCCUUCCGACGACGAGCAAGACAGUGAUGAUGCAAGUGCGCCGCAGGUCAAGUCUUUCUCGCAGCGCCUUACAAAGUAUCAAAAGUCUCCUGCUCAGAAGAAGCCCAACAAAGGCAUGUCGUUCAUUCCAGCAUACGAAGAUGACGAUGACGACUUCAUUGUCCCCGAUGACGAGGCAGAGCCAGAAGAUAACCUUGACGACGACGAUCACCGCUCAUCCUCCCGUGCAUCCUCUCGUGCCUCUGGCUCAUCGCGCCUCUCAGCCUACGCCCACUCCUCAGCUGCAUCGGAAGCUGAGUCCGACUCUGCCGCUCCCUUGGCUAGUAAAGUCAAAGCGUCUGCACGCCCCGCGAUCAAGAAGGAUGACAGGUCAAAGGGCGGCAACAGUUUCUUGACCGCCGCUGAACAGCGUGCACAGAAGCAGAAGGUGGACAAGAAAAGCUCAGAAGAUCCGUUCGCGUUCCUGCAAGACGUUAGGGACAAGGAUGGCGUGCGACCGAGCGAACCGGGAUAUGAUCCGCGCACCUUGUACAUCCCCGCGAAAGCGUGGACGGGAUUCACGCCGUUCGAGAAGCAGUUCUGGGAGAUCAAGCAGAACCACUUCGACACGGUAUUGUUCUUCCAGAAGGGCAAGUUCCUUGAACUGUACGAAGAGGAUGCAAGGAUCGGGCAUCGUGAGUUUGACCUGAAACUGACACAGCGAGUCAAGAUGUCCAUGGUCGGUGUCCCAGAAAUGUCGUUCAACUUCUGGGCAGCCAAGUUCCUUGCUAAAGGCUACAAAGUCGGACGCGUUGACCAGGCCGAGACAGCGCUCGGUGCGGAGAUGCGACUCGCCGCGGACAAGAAAGGCGGAAAGUCGAAAAGCAAGCCCACCGCAGAGGAGAAGGGCAAAGACAAGAUCGUCCGGCGCGAGCUCAACAAAGUGUACACAAAUGGCACCCUCGUGGACGCGGAGCUGCUCACGGACGAACAAGCUGGCCACUGUGUCUCGAUUCGCGAGGCGGAGAGUGAGGACGGAAAGGACCAACAGACCUUCGGUGUCUGCGCGCUCGACAGUGCAACCAGUGAGUUCAACCUAAGCUCAUUCGAGGACGACGUGUGUAGGACGAAGCUGGAGACGUUAAUGCGGCAACUCCGCCCGAAGGAGGUCAUCUUCACCAAGGGUAAUCUAUCCGUGUCGACCACACGCCUGCUCAAGGCCAUUCUUCCCGGCAACUGCUUGUGGACAAGUCUGCGGGACAGCGAAGGUUUCACGUACAACCAGACGCUCAAGGAGCUGAACAAGCUCUUCCCCGCUUCCGACGAUGACGAUGAGAUGGCCGAUGCCGCACAUAGCCUGAGCAGUGCUGUUCCCGAGGCUAUACGGGAUAUGGCUGGCCAGCAAAAUGCAGUCGAGGCCUUGGGGUCCAUGAUCUGGUAUUUGAACACACUCAACAUUGACAAGGAUAUCUUGAGCAUGAAGAACUUCAAUAUCUACGAUCCCAUGAAGCGCGGUCAAGGGCUCGUCCUUGACGGGCAGACGCUUGCGCACAUUGAGGUCUUAGUGAACAGCGAAGGUACCGAAGACGGAUCUCUGUUGAAGCUGCUUUCGCGUUGCAUCACCCCCUCAGGCAAACGACUCUUCCGUAUCUGGCUCUGCAUGCCUCUUCGAGAAGUUGCCGAUAUCAAUGCUAGGCUGGAUGCUGUUCAGGACCUCCUAGACCAUGCCACCUUCGAAGGCGAGUUCACGAAGGUAGCGAAAGGUCUUCCGGACCUCGAACGUGUCGUAUCUCGCAUACAUGCUAAGAACUGCAAAGUCAGAGAUUUCCUGAAGGUUCUGACUGCGUUCAAGUCGCUUAGCACGGGUCUGUCGGAGCUCGCCGACAUCUCUGAGACGUUUCAGUCAAGGACCAUCCUCGGUCUGCUGCGGUCUGCACCGGACCUGCUUCCGCACAUCAAGCAUGUGAAGUCUAUGUUCAAGAAGCCUGAGGAUAAUGCGGACGAGUUGGUCCCUGAAGAUGGCAAAGACAAGGUAUAUGAUGAGAUCAUGGAGGAAGUUCGAGAGCUGGAGGAGGAGCUUGAUGACGAGCUCAAGAAACUCCAGAAGAAAGUCGGCUUUAACUUGACCUAUUGGCAUAGUGCUAUAGGCACCAAGGAUAUCUACCUGGUGCAGACCAAAGCUUCGCAGAAGGAGGUUCCGAAAGACUGGACGAAGAGCGGGUCAACUAAGGCUGCUGCACGAUACGUUGUGCCCGCUUUACAGCCGACCAUACGGAAACUCAAGGAGGCCAGGGAGAACCGGAAUACCGCCAUCAAGGAGUUCAAAAUAAGGCUGUACGCUGAGUUCGACGCUGAUCGAAGUGUAUGGUUGCGCGCCGUCAGGGUUCUUGCCGAGUUGGAUUGCCUCUUCAGUCUCGCGAAAGCAUCUGCAGCGCUCGGUGAACCCUCUUGCAGGCCGGAGUUUGUAGAAGGCGACGCCGCUUGGGUUGACUUCGAGGAGCUGAGGCAUCCAGCCCUGUGUGCGAGUACGGGGUUGAAAGGUGACUUCAUCCCGAAUGAUGUCAAGCUUGGCGGAGAAGUGGGAAGAAUAGCCCUACUCACUGGUACAAUGUCCGCUACGGGGGUGAUCAUGGCCCAGCUAGGCAUGCUGGUGCCAGCAAAGAAAGCUAGGUUGUGCCCGGUCGACUCGAUAUUAACCCGUAUGGGCGCAUACGACAACAUGUUCUCCAAUGCUAGCACCUUCAAAGUAGAAUUGGAUGAAUGCUGCAAGAUCCUACGUGACGCCACACCUAAAUCACUGGUGAUUCUUGAUGAACUUGGUCGAGGCACAUCGACAUAUGAUGGCAUGGCUAUUGCAGGGGCCGUCUUGCAUCAGCUCGCUACUCAUACGCUGGCACUCUCAUUCUUUGCGACGCAUUACGGUUCCCUGACAGAUGACUUUGCUUAUCACCCGAAUAUCCGUAACAUGCAUAUGCAGACAUUGGUCGACGACGAGAAGCGCGAGCUCGUCUUCCUGUACAAGCUCGUCGAAGGAGUACCCCAGGAGGUGGUCGAGCGCGCCGACGUCGUCUCCAAGGACUUUGCUCAGCAAUUCAAGGAGAAGAUCGAGGGCAAGCGCAGCUCGGCUUCCGGGCGCCUGCCGCUCGUCGCCCAAGCCGACUUUGCGUACCUGUAUGGGUUGGCGACCGGUAAACAGGAACUCCCUGAGAAUCCGGUACGCCAGAGGGAAGUACUCAAGAUCUUGAAGGGUGCUGUGAGUGGUUACCUGAAGGCGGCUUCUGCGUAA
Messenger RNA from Fomitopsis serialis, 3714 nucleotides. RefSeq lists its product as uncharacterized. The record is from RefSeq and is a predicted model, not a curated record. Gene Ontology annotation, cellular component: MutSalpha complex; nucleus. NCBI's taxonomy places the organism in Eukaryota, Fungi, Basidiomycota, Agaricomycetes, Polyporales, Fomitopsidaceae. The transcript has 25 exons. Gene Ontology annotation, molecular function: ATP binding; mismatched DNA binding; ATP-dependent DNA damage sensor activity. Gene Ontology annotation, biological process: mismatch repair. Bases 1 to 3714 code for a protein of 1237 amino acids.